AUGAACGCAUUCCCAAUCGGCUCGCGCGUCUUCUUCUACGACUCCAUUGGACGACUCGUGGGAGGUGUGGUUGAAUCGACGAGCCGCAUGGCAGAUGGUAUGCAAGUACUUCAGAUCAAGCGCGAAAAUGGAAGAACCAUAACCUUACCAGUCGACAAAGCAGACCUACCACAAUAUGCAGACAAAAUAGAUGUUGCUAUCCUCUACAUCACAUCGACAUUGAUCCUCUCAGAGGCUAAGGCGUCGUCACUAUCAGACUUGAAAGGCGACCACCAACCAAGAAUCGCGGAUGGGGAUGGACCGUGCAUGUUGACCGGAAUUGAGACGAGAGGCAUCCCGUACAAUGCACUUGUGAUGAAGCUGGAUACUUAG
Guyanagaster necrorhizus is the source of this 372-nucleotide messenger RNA. RefSeq lists its product as uncharacterized. The coding region runs from base 1 to 372 and encodes 123 amino acids. The transcript is spliced from 6 exons. The record is from RefSeq and is a predicted model, not a curated record. NCBI's taxonomy places the organism in Eukaryota, Fungi, Basidiomycota, Agaricomycetes, Agaricales, Physalacriaceae.